AUGCGGGGCGGGGCAGGGCGGGGGCGGGGCGGGCAGACGCGCGUGCGCGCGGCGCGCUGCGGCGGAGCCGCUCCUCUCCUCCCCUCCUCCCCUACCCCUCCCGCCUCUCCUCGCGCCAUCCCGCUGCGCGCGUCACCGCCCACGCACACGCCGCAGCCUCCCUCCCCGCCCCGUCCCGCCACGCCCCGCCCCGCCGCCACGCCCAACGCUGCGCCGCUGGCAGGCCCGGGGCCUGGCGGUCGCGAGCGAAUUUCGCCCAAGAGCCGCAUAAGCAACACUCGGGCAACGCGGCAACGAGGGCCUAUUCACAAACUGUCUGGAAGACCUCAUUCAUCGAAGGGACCUAUGCACCACCUGCUGAAACUAAAACCCAUUCUAAUUGAAGACGAUGCAAGUACAUUACUUCGGCCCAACAAAACCUGGCGGCGUUGGGACCUUCCGAACGGGGUGCAGCAGCAGGGAAGGAAGGGUCGAGGUGAUGGCGUGCAUACACUAGCGCCGCCCGCGGCGACGAAGUUGCGGGCGGAAGCGGAGGCGAUGGCAGGCUGGGACUCGGGUCGCGAACGACGAGGGGGGGCAAGCAAGCCAAGGACGGCGACAGAGACAGCGGCGGUGCGUGGUUUUGCCGGGGGACGACGGCUGGCCGGCGCCGGCGGUGCGAAAGGGAGGGGCGGAGCGGGGCGACCAGCGGGCGGUGGGGAGUGCCGCGGGGCGCCGAGCGGGCUGGCGGCGCCAGCUCGGCCGGGCCCCGAGGCUGAGCUCGCAGCGAGGCAGCCAGCUCUGGCAGCCAUUGCGGAAAUCGCCGCUCGUAGAUGCACGUUCCGCUCGGGUCGAUCUCUGUCUCCGGCUCCGCCGGCGCAAGAUGCUGCUUGGCCCGUGUUGGUGCUGUCACUCGCCCUCUACUGCCCAGGUUGGUUGGUUGGUGUUGUGGGUGUGCUGUGUGUGUCGUGUCGUGUCGGCCAAUGUAUUUACUACCUUCGAAAGCUUGAGCUUGCAUCGUCGCCAUUUUUGUACAAUAUAAAUGCAUACUGUGGAACGCAGGUGGUUUUGGAAAAAUUUUCGCCAAUGAAAAGUGGCAAGCCUGGAAUUUUAUGUAUUUUCGUUGGAGGUUCGUAUUUGUCUGCUGCGUGUGUUGUUAUUCGUUUUGCUCUUUUGAGUAAACUGUUAGUUGAUUUGGGGCAAUGUAAUCCCCCCUGUAAAUGUAUGUAUGUGUAUAUAUGUAAUAUGCAGACUUCGACCAAAGCCCGCAGGUUUGCGGCUCAGCAUCGCACCGGGUUCAAAGUAAGUUGUCGUGUCCGGAGGCCCUUGCGCCAUCACGUGAUGGUGGAGGAGAGGACCGGUCAUGUGACCGGCGGCCGUUGGGAGGCGGCGCGGCGCGGCGUGGCGCGGGGCACGGCAACAGGUGCCCACUGCCGCCUGUCACGCCGCAUUUGUUCGCGGGUCUCCCCGGCGCGCAGUUUGCCGGUGGCGGCAGGGGCGUGCGUGUUGUUUGUGGGAGAGCCGCACUCGUCCUCGCGGCAUGCAAGGCCCAAUGUGGAGGCAAACUUAAGGUGCUAUGACUGCCUGUCGAAAUCGUUUGCAGACUGCGCCGACGAUUCGAAAAUGGAGUUGUUUGAUAAGGUAGAUUGCCAGAGAGAUGAGAAUUUAUGCAGCGUACUAAUAAUGAGAGCGCCACGCCCACCCCGUGCGCACAAGGCGACACUCUUGUUUCUCGCUCCUCGCAACUGCAUCGCCUUUGCUUGUGUCAUCUCCGCCGUUUCGCAGAAGCCUCGGCGCAAACAAGGGCAUUUCAAUUACGCCGCGGGAAACUUCUGUAUCCCAUUGCGAGCGGGCGUCUGUCCUCUCGCUUCAUCCCGCCGUCCCCGCCGCCGCCUUCGCGAGUCUCUUCACAGCAGUCGCCACCUCUGCCUACUCCGCCCCCUUCGCAUCUACUCUACUACCCUACCCACAUACUCUAAUUAUGCUUCUCCAUUCACCAAUUUAUCCCGCUUCGGCCCUCAUCUCCUCAUCCGCGUUUUGCUACCGCUUUCUUCGCUCUGCUUGACACCGCCCCGCCCCCUUUGUAGCCGCCGCCAAGGAGCGCUGCCGCCACGCCACGCCACGCCACUCUCCGCCACGCCACUCUCCGCCACGCCACUCUCCGCCACGCCACUCUCCGCCACGCCACUCUCCGCCACGCCACUCUCCGCCACGCCACGCCACGCACCGCACCGCUCUUCUUACCUCCCGGGAGUUGCCUCUUUUGCAAUGGAAAUGAUCUACCCAAGUCGCAGGGAUUGUAUAGAGUUUCUUGUGUUGAUUGCCUCCCUGCACCCUCCAUCACAGUCUGUCGCGGAAAUAUGA
This is a messenger RNA of Gryllus bimaculatus (two-spotted cricket), 2343 nucleotides long. The record is from the annotation of a GenBank genome assembly. NCBI's taxonomy places the organism in Eukaryota, Metazoa, Arthropoda, Insecta, Orthoptera, Gryllidae.